CCCAAGGUUCCGAAGCGCAAUGGCCGACCAAGUGGCAACGAUGAUGGACGGGCUCCAUGUGGCCAAGGACCCAGCGGCGACGGACGGCGCGCGGAUCAUCAACUUUAGCAGCAAGUUUGUUGACCAAGCCUUCAGCGUCCAGCUCUGGCUUCUGGAACAUGCGUGCUUUGUGUGGAUUGGCUUGGCCAGCGACGCAGCCGCGCUCGGCUCGCUCUCGACCGCCAUCAAGACCCCGUACGACCCGUUCCCGCUCGCCGCAAGUCUCCUCGGCGGCCACGGCGACGAGGCCGAAGCGCAGAUCGCACAGCGCCUCGUGCUCAAGACGAAGAAGCAAGUAUUUGUUAGCUGCAACCUCCCGGACGACCCCGAACUCGCUGCGUUCGUCGAGCGUGCCAUCAUGACGCGGCUGCGCGACGAAGCGUUCGUGUAAUUGACAUUUCCAACCC
Molecule: messenger RNA, 446 nt
Organism: Saprolegnia parasitica CBS 223.65
Lineage: Eukaryota; Oomycota; Saprolegniomycetes; Saprolegniales; Saprolegniaceae
Exons: 3
Coding region: 20-430 (136 amino acids)
Biological process (GO): proteasome assembly
Source: RefSeq, a predicted model, not a curated record